Nicotiana tabacum (common tobacco) is the source of this 435-nucleotide messenger RNA. The record is from RefSeq and is a predicted model, not a curated record. Lineage: Eukaryota; Viridiplantae; Streptophyta; Magnoliopsida; Solanales; Solanaceae.
AUGGAGUCCGCCAUAGAGUUGCCACUACAUAUCAUCCGCAAACAAGUGGACAAGCUGAGAACUACAUACAAAACACCAAUUGGGGCGUCGCCGUAUAAGCUUGUUUAUGGGAACGCAUGUCACUUGCCUGUUGAACUUGAACACAAGGCAUACUGGGGCAUUAAGAAGUUGAAUAUGGACCUUGAGGGCACAGGCGAGAAGAGACUCUUUCAGUUGAAUGAGUUAGACGAGUUCAGGCUCAAGUUGUUUCCUGGAAAGUUAAAAUCGAGAUGGCCAGGCCCAUUUGAGGUGGUGAGGGUCGCUCCUUAUGGUGCAAUUAAGCUACGCGUUUUAAAUGGUGAAAGAAAUGUUUUAGUGAACGGACACAGAGACAAGCAUGAUUGGGGAGGAAUAAUUGAUCGUGAGAAGACAAAAGUAGCACUCGCUGAUGAGUAA